UUUCUUUGUGUAGCUGAAGCUCUAGAAAUGACUUAUUUUCCUUUCCUCCGUUAAAAUGAAAAAUCACAUCUCUUUUCCUUUCUCUCGCUAGAAAAGGGCCGUAGAGUGGGUGUAAGAAGGAGCUGCAGAUAAGGGAGGGGCGGAAAGGGCUGUGGCGUAGAGGGCCGGGAGGGAUGCUGGGAGCUUUGACUCACUGAAACACCAUGUGUUCCUCCGCGCACAGCACGGGGGACUUUUCGGUGGGGAUUUUGGGCGCCGACCAGACGCGGCAUUUUCGGAAAAUAGCGCCCUGUGCAGCUGAAGCGCUUUGUGUGUAGCGGGGCCGCGUUAACCCGGCCGGGUACGAGGCUCCUCGGGUCCCUGCAUCACCUCCUGCUGCUCCCCGGUCUCCCCUUCCGAAGCUUUUCCAGAUGUCCCUGGUAGAUUUGGGAAAGAAGCUUUUAGAAGCCGCACGAGCUGGUCAAGAUGAUGAAGUUCGUAUUUUGAUGGCAAAUGGAGCUCCUUUCACUACAGACUGGCUGGGAACUUCUCCACUUCAUCUAGCAGCACAGUACGGCCAUUAUUCCACCACAGAAGUGCUACUCCGAGCUGGUGUAAGUAGGGAUGCCAGAACCAAAGUGGACCGGACACCAUUACAUAUGGCAGCUUCUGAGGGCCAUGCCAGAAUAGUAGAGGUUUUACUUAAGCAUGGUGCUGAUGUCAAUGCAAAAGACAUGCUAAAGAUGACAGCUCUACAUUGGGCCACGGAACACAAUCAUCAAGAAGUGGUAGAACUUUUAAUCAAAUACGGUGCUGAUGUACACUCACAAAGUAAAUUUUGUAAAACUGCCUUUGAUAUAUCAAUAGACAAUGGGAAUGAAGAUUUAGCAGAGAUAUUACAGAUUGCAAUGCAGAACCAAAUCAACACAAACCCAGAGAGUCCUGACACUGUGACAAUACAUGCUGCAACACCACAGUUCAUCAUUGGACCUGGAGGGGUGGUGAACCUAACAGGUCUGGUAUCUUCAGAAAAUCCAUCCAAGGCCACAGAUGAAACGGGUGUAUCUGCUGUUCAGUUUGGAAACUCUUCUACAUCAGUAUUAGCUACAUUAGCUGCCUUAGCUGAAGCAUCUGCUCCAUUAUCUAAUUCUUCAGAAACUCCAGUAGUGGCCACGGAAGAAGUAGUCACAGCAGAAUCUGUGGAUGGUGCAAUUCAACAAGUAGUUAGUUCAGGAGGUCAGCAAGUCAUCACAAUAGUAACAGAUGGAAUUCAGCUUGGAAAUUUGCACUCAAUUCCGACCAGUGGAAUAGGUCAGCCCAUCAUUGUGACCAUGCCAGAUGGACAACAAGUAUUAACAGUACCAGCAACAGACAUUGCUGAAGAAACUGUUAUAAGUGAAGAACCACCAGCUAAGAGACAAUGUAUCGAAAUAAUUGAAAACCGGGUGGAAUCUGCAGAAAUAGAAGAGAGAGAAGCUCUUCAGAAACAGCUGGAUGAAGCCAAUCGAGAAGCACAAAAAUAUCGACAACAGCUUCUAAAGAAGGAACAGGAAGCAGAAGCUUACAGACAGAAAUUAGAAGCAAUGACUCGCCUUCAGACUAAUAAAGAAGCUGUUUAAUUACAUUGAACAUGUAGUUUGAUUGUACUUUUGGUCAAGAAGGAAUACAAUCUUGAACUGUACACAAUACACGUACAGUCAUGGGAAUACAGGAUAAUAGAAGAGACUACAGAUUGAUAAUUGGACUAAAGCCAUGAGCUCUGAAGUCUUGUAACAUAAAAAGUUGUGAAGUGUAUUUAAAACAGAAUUCUGUAAAUAGUUUUUUUUACAGUUCCAAAUGGGUUGAUAAAGAUUGUUGAAGAGAUCAAAAAAAUACAAUAAGCUACUGUUUUUGUGAAUUCUUUUUGAUUUUAGUAUGAACCUUAAUUUCUCAGAAACAGAACAGUUUUAAGGGUGAUCUUUGUUGAGUAGACCAAAUGUUGUGUAUAAUUAAUUAUGUGUUGGACUGAUGCUGGAAUUAUUCCUGUAGGUAUAAUCCUUUGUAUGAAGAGAAGAUUUCUCCCAGGAAAUCUUUGUACAGCUUUAUGUUGUCUCAGAUUCUCUGAAAACAUUUUUUAGAAAGCAGAAUUUUUAUAUUUGCCAAUUUCAGCUAUAUCCAAGUAGAUUUACAUGUAUAUGAAGCAAAUAUUUUUUAAACUUUCUGUUUGUACAUAUUUUGCAUGUUUUCUAAUUUCAAAAUGCAUCACUCGCAUCGGUGUUUUUCCCAUGAAGAUGAUGAAAGUUACUGGGGAAAAAGAAAACCUUUUACAGGCCAUUGAGAUUAAGUAAGCUAGGAUCUGGUUUUAUUUGAAUGACAAUGUUCUUGGAAGGAGCAGCUUACAAGAGAAAUUGCAUUUGCAGGCUGGGGAAUCUGUUUUUAUUUUUUUCCCAAGUUCAUAGUGGGGAUGUGAACCUGAAUUUUGUGCCUUCCAUCAUGAUAUAUGAAAGCACUUUAAGGCACUAGAUUUUAAGAUAAUGUUUUUGGGAAAUUCAAUGCAUAUGAGCUUCGUAAAUACUUCAUGAACUCCUUCUCCUUAGGAAAGGACAGCAGCUUCCCUUAGAAAAUUAUUCUUAUGGAAAAAAAAUUGCUUUUGUAUGUAGAACAAAGAACUUUUUGUACUACAGUGAUGCCACAGAUGUAUCUAACAUAGCUUUUACUUUUCCCCGUGAAAGUGGUAUGUCUAUUCUGUGAGUCACUCUCAUCACAAGAUUGUGAAAUUCCAUGAGGUAUGGACAUUAAACUCUGACAUACUAUUUGUUUUUUUUUUAAACAUAACUUCAGGCCCCUUUUUCUUGCUUUAUUAUUAUUAUUAUUUUUAAGUGUUUUAUUGCUUUAUGAAAAUGUUUAGCCCUAAAACCCCUCUAGAUGAUCUAUACUGUAUAAAGAAAGAAUUACCCUUAAAACUGUACUCUGGCCUACUUUUCUAUUUUACAAUUAAAUAUCUUUUCCACAUAUGUUUAAUGUAGACUUCUAUUUUUUUAUCACAUCUGAAUCAUACAUUAAAAAUUUUAUUCU
Molecule: messenger RNA, 3033 nt
Organism: Elephantulus edwardii (Cape elephant shrew)
Lineage: Eukaryota; Metazoa; Chordata; Mammalia; Macroscelidea; Macroscelididae
Gene: GABPB1
Product: GA binding protein transcription factor, beta subunit 1
Exons: 9
Coding region: 411-1598 (395 amino acids)
Biological process (GO): positive regulation of transcription by RNA polymerase II
Cellular component (GO): nucleus
Molecular function (GO): protein binding; transcription cis-regulatory region binding
Source: RefSeq, a predicted model, not a curated record